This is a messenger RNA of Loa loa (African eye worm), 663 nucleotides long. Its product is annotated as activation-associated secreted protein-1. Lineage: Eukaryota; Metazoa; Nematoda; Chromadorea; Rhabditida; Onchocercidae. Gene Ontology annotation, cellular component: extracellular region. The record is from RefSeq and is a predicted model, not a curated record. The transcript has 6 exons. Bases 1 to 663 code for a protein of 220 amino acids.
AUGUUAUGUUCCUUCAUGUUUGCAGCAAUUAUCAUUGCUGUGGAAGGUUAUCGAUGUCAAGGAGGUCGACUAACACCGGAGCAACGUAAAGCAAUCGUUAUUCAAAAUAAUAAAUUCCGUUCGCAACUGAUCCGUGGCGAGCUUAAGAACAAAGCUGGUGAAUUUAUGCCACGUGGCAAGAAUAUGUUGAGAAUGAGAUGGAGUUGUUCGCUGGAAUAUUCCGCGCAGAGAUGGGCAGAUAGAUGUAUCUUUGGACACUCACCAAGAGAUCAAAGAAACAAUAUCGGUGAAAAUGUCUAUGCUUACUGGUCAUCAGGAAGCGUUGAAGGUCAUAGAAAAACUGCUGGUACAGAUGCUGGUAAAAAUUGGUGGUCAGAACUUCCGGAACGGUACGGAUCUAAUCCUUCAAAUAAUUUGACUGCUCAAGUUUCCAGCCAAGGUGUUUUGCAUUUCACACAGAUGGCUUGGGGUAAAACGUACAAAAUUGGCUGUGGUAUUGCUACAAACUGCGAUGGUGGCAGGACACUAAUGGUCAUUUGCCAUUAUUCGCCAGCUGGGAAUAUGUUGAAAGAGCUUAUAUAUGAGCUUGGCGAACCAUGCAAGAAGAACAAUGAUUGUUAUACCAAGAAGUGUUCAGUCAAGUCUGGAUUGUGCAACAAGUGA